Dentiscutata erythropus is the source of this 145-nucleotide messenger RNA. The record is from the annotation of a GenBank genome assembly. NCBI's taxonomy places the organism in Eukaryota, Fungi, Glomeromycota, Glomeromycetes, Diversisporales, Gigasporaceae.
AAGUUCAGGUUUAUCAGGUAUUUUUGAUGAUAUAGCUUUUAAAUCCUCUACAAGUAUGAGUAUUAGUGAACUUAGUAAAGAAAAAAUUAUAGAAGAAGAAAUUGAAUCUCAAACUGAAUUAGAAAAGGAUAAUAUUGAAUCUUAA